Pelmatolapia mariae (spotted tilapia) is the source of this 1271-nucleotide messenger RNA. RefSeq names its product RNA-binding protein with serine-rich domain 1-like. Gene Ontology annotation, molecular function: RNA binding. Lineage: Eukaryota; Metazoa; Chordata; Actinopteri; Cichliformes; Cichlidae. Gene Ontology annotation, biological process: mRNA splicing, via spliceosome. The transcript has 7 exons. The coding region runs from base 61 to 891 and encodes 276 amino acids. The record is from RefSeq and is a predicted model, not a curated record. Gene Ontology annotation, cellular component: nucleoplasm; cytoplasm; ASAP complex.
GCUGAUUGGUUCAAACUGCUUACGUCAUUUUUCUGCGAUUACUACUGUCGCGAGGAAAAAAUGGCGCCUUCUCCAACAAAAAGGAAGGACGACGACAAGAGCAAACAGCGCAGUAAGGACAAGUCAGGAGCCACUAAAGAGGGAGCUGACAAAGGCCGGGGCCGAGAAAAGAACCGCACCCGACGCAGCGCUUCUAGCAGGAGCAGCAGGUCGAGCUCCAGCUCCAGCAGCAGCAGCUCAGGUUCCAGCUCUGGCUCCUCCAGCGGCUCAAGCUCCUCCGCCUCCAGCCACUCUGGCUCCUCCAGCUCCCGCUCUUCUUCCUCCUCAUCUUCAUCAUCCUCACCAAGCCCCAGCCGCCAACGCCACAACAACAGACGACGCUCGCGCUCAAAGUCAAAAUCGCCAAAGAAGGAAGGCAGGGAUCGACGACGCAGGAGUCCCACACCCAAACCGACCAAGGUCUUCCUGGGUCGGCUGACCAGAAACGUCAUCAAGGAGCACAUCCAGGAGAUUUUCUCCACAUAUGGCAAGAUCAAGAUGAUUGAAAUGCCCAUGAACCGCAUGCACCCUCACCUGUCCAAGGGGUACGCCUAUGUGGAGUACGAGACCUCCGAAGAGGCAGAGAAGGCUCUGAAGCACAUGGACGGAGGUCAGAUCGAUGGUCAGGAAAUCACUGUCACAGCUGUGCUGACUCCUACAGUGCGCCCCCCUCCUCGCAGGCUUUCCCCUCCCCGGAGGAUGCCUCCUCCGCCCCCGAUGUGGCGCCGGACUCCACCUCGUAUGAGGAGAAGAUCUCGGUCUCCACGCCGACGGUCUCCAGUGCGGCGCAGGUCUCGAUCGCCUGGCCGCCGCCGCCAUCGGUCGCGAUCAAGUUCCAACUCCUCACGCUAGCGAUCGUGAAGCCUUUCUUCUCCCUCGCCUCCUCUGAAUUUAUUCUUUUGUUUCUGUGUGGCGUUUUCCCUGCUAAGCCUCGUCUGUGCAGUCGUCGGGCUCCUCAGACUUUAAAACGGCAAGUUUUAAAGUCAAACACCGCCUGAACGUAAAGACGUUCAGGCGGUGUUUUAUGAUAAUAAGACAUAAGAAUUAUGUUGCUUCAUUUUUAUUACAUUGAAAUCUUUUCAUUAUUUUCUAAUAUUUUUGUUGUGUUCAUGUAUUUGAAAACAAUAGAAACACAAAACUGUAAAAGAGCCUAAAAGGCAAAUCUUCAUGUGUCCCCAGUAAGAAAAAAGGCUGUGAGAUCAGAAUAAAAGAACCUCUUGUAUGUUUAUGAA